AUGGCGCAAGAUCAACAACCAACACUUCAAAAUCAAAAAACUCCAACAGCACAGCAACACAAGCAAUACAUUAUUACCAAAAUAUUAGUAGCAUUUGUGGCCUUGCUUCAUGUUUUCUUUCUAAUUUUGGAAAUGUUUUUAUGGACUACACCUUUUGGACGUCAAAUAUCUGGUUUUCCAGAGGCAUUUGCACAAAUGACACAGGUAUUAGCUGCCAAUCAAGGUCUAUAUAAUGGAUUUUUGGCCAUGGGAUUGAUUUGGUCAAUUUUUUCAAAACAGUUUUACUUUGAAUUGCAAUUGUUUUUCCUCGGAUGUAUUGUGAUUGCUGGAAUAUUUGGAGCUGCAACUGGAAGUAUUGCAAUUUUAGGAAUUCAAGCUGCACCUGCACUUGUUGUGUUGCAUGUGGUGUUAUUGGAGAGAUUUCUGUUGCCUUUCCUUAAGAAAAGAUGGGCAUUGAGAAGGGAACAAAGAAUGGCUAAGAUUGGAGAUGAGAAUUCAAAUAUGAGUCUUUUAAGUUCAACAGAUACACAAGGAGUUGAAUAUCAGCAAUAUAAUGUUCAACAGGAAGCCAUUAUUUAA
Molecule: messenger RNA, 579 nt
Organism: Naegleria gruberi
Lineage: Eukaryota; Heterolobosea; Eutetramitea; Acrasida; Naegleriidae
Exons: 1
Coding region: 1-579 (192 amino acids)
Source: RefSeq, a predicted model, not a curated record